This is a messenger RNA of Owenia fusiformis, 1557 nucleotides long. NCBI's taxonomy places the organism in Eukaryota, Metazoa, Annelida, Polychaeta, Sabellida, Oweniidae. The record is from the annotation of a GenBank genome assembly.
AGGCUUUCCCCCCACUAAAGAAUGAUUUGAUUCUCCGUGCUGCAAAGGGAGAACAUGUUGAAAAGGUCCCUGUAUGGGCCAUGAGACAGGCUGGCAGAUACAUGAAAGAAUUUCAAGAAGUUCGUGCUAAGCAUGAAUUCUUUGAUGUUUGUCGAACUCCAGAGUUAGCCUGUGAGGUCACAAUGCAGCCAAUCCGUGCCUUCGAUCUGGAUGCAUCUAUUAUAUUCUCUGACAUUCUUGUUGUACCUCAGGCCCUCGGAAUGGGAGUGCAGAUGGUACCAGGAAAGGGGCCUACGUUUGAUGAACCUCUGGUAGAACCUGAUGACCUUAAGAAGCUUAAAGUUGAUGUUAAUGUCCACGAGGAGCUUGGAUAUGUGUAUGAGGCAAUCACUCUCACCAGACAUACACUUGAUGGCAAGGUUCCUCUUAUAGGCUUCAGCGGUGCUCCGUGGACCCUGAUGUCUUACAUGAUUGAGGGUGGAGGCUCAACAACCCAAUCAAAGGCCAAAAAGUGGCUGUAUGCCUACCCCGAGGCUAGCCACCAAUUGUUGCAGAUUCUAACUGAUGUAAUUGUUGAGUAUCUGGUUGGACAAGUAAAAGCAGGGGCUCAGCUGUUGCAGCUGUUUGAGUCCCACGGUGGAAUCCUUGGAAUGGGAAUGUUUUCCAAGUUUGCACUUCCAUACAUCAGGCAGAUAUCUUCCAGAGUCAAGGAGACUUUGGUCUCAAAGAAUCUGAAGCCAGUCCCCAUGAUCAUAUUCUCUAAGGAUUCCCAUUAUGCACUAGAGGAACUAGCUCAGAGUAACUAUGAGGUCGUCCAACUAGAUUGGACCAUUAAGCCUCAGAAUGCAAGACGACAAGUUGGCCCCAAUAUUACACUUCAAGGCAAUCUAGACCCAUGUGCUCUGUAUUCAACACCGGAGGAAAUCAAGAAGUUAACCAAGGAAAUGUUGAAGAAAUUUGGCACUCAACGAUAUAUUGCUAAUCUAGGUCAUGGUAUGUACCCAGACUUUGAUCGUGAACAUCUUAAAGCAUUUGUAGAUGCCGUGCACAGUGAGUCUAUGGAAAUGAUUAAUGGUGAUGAAUAAGGAUGAUCAGUGAUGAUGAAUAAGGAUGAUCAGUGAUGAUGAAUAAGGAUGAUUAAUGAUGACAAAGGAUGAUCAGUGAUGAAUAAGGAUGUUCAAAGAAUGAAGAUGGAAAAGGAUGUUCAAUGAUGAUGAUGAAUAUGUGUGAUUAAUGGUGAUGAAGAAGAAAGUGCUGUAAUUGUAUGGUUAAAUAGCGAUAAGGAUCAAAAUGAUGAUAUCCAUCAAAAAAGAACAUCCAUUGGCUGAUCGGAUAAUUUAGAAAUCAUUUCAGUACUAUACAUGUAAAUGAUCUGAAGAUAUACUAUAAAAGUAACAAAAGAUAAUUUGAAUAUUGAAUCAUCAUGCUCUUUCCAUGACACUUCACAGUUAUCUCUCCAGCAUUAAAACAAGCGGGCGCAAAACACAAGCCUGAGAUUUUGAAAACAGGCUUGAACCCACCUGAAAAUCGAUUUGUACCCACUCAAAAUGAGAAAAU